Messenger RNA from Eremomyces bilateralis CBS 781.70, 2891 nucleotides. Its product is annotated as F-box/WD repeat-containing protein pof1. Bases 15 to 2891 code for a protein of 958 amino acids. Gene Ontology annotation, molecular function: protein binding; snoRNA binding. Gene Ontology annotation, biological process: maturation of SSU-rRNA. The record is from RefSeq and is a predicted model, not a curated record. Gene Ontology annotation, cellular component: small-subunit processome; Pwp2p-containing subcomplex of 90S preribosome. Lineage: Eukaryota; Fungi; Ascomycota; Dothideomycetes; Eremomycetales; Eremomycetaceae. The transcript has 2 exons.
GUAAAUAUCCGACCAUGGUGAAAUCCUAUACGAAGUAUGAGCAAUCCAAUGCCUUCGGCGUAGUCACCUCCGGCUCGUCGAACAUCGUCUGGAGUGCGGACGAGUCGGCGCAGAACCGCAAUGGGUUGCAGACGAGUACGGGCCUCACCUUCGUGGGGGCGAAUGAAGAUGUUCUUUGCUGGGACUUGAAGAAAGGCGAUCUGAUUUCCAGAUGGCAUGAUAGCGGAUGCAAGAGCGAGGUUACGGUGAUUGCGCAGAGCAAAACGGAUAAAGAUAUAUUCGCUGUGGGGUACGACGAUGGCAGUAUACGAUUAUGGGACUCGAGAAUGGGCUCGCAGCUGAUCACAUUCAAUGGCCAUAAAUCAGCAGUUACCUCACUCGCCUUCGAUCUGUCAGGGGUUCGGCUAGCGAGUGGUUCCAAAGAUACUGAUAUUAUAAUUUGGGAUCUGGUGGCUGAAACCGGGGCUUUCAAGUUGCGAGGUCAUAAGGACCAAGUCGUCUCAUUGCAUUUCAUUAUCCCGAAAGCUUCUGCAGACGAAGAGGAGGACCAGGCUGCACUCAAUGACGAUGCGACUGGCGGGUACAUAUUAUCUGCCAGCAAGGACGCGCUGAUCAAGCUAUGGGACCUCUCUUCUCAACACUGCAUCGAGACUCAUGUCUCACAAUCGAAUGGAGGAUGUUCCGCUAUGGGACUAUCAGCGGACGGCAACGCAUGCAUCACCGCGGGGAGUGAAGGCGAACUCAAAGUCUGGUUGAUCGAUCAAGCCGGGCUCCGAGAAGCGUCACGAAAUGUCCAAGACUCGACCGGGAAGAGUUUCAUCCAUGAUCGAGGUACCUUGAGACGGUACGAGAAGGACCGCGCCGUCGGUGUGAGCUUCCAUCCUCGGUCGAACUAUAUCGCCAUCCACGGCUCGGAGAAGGCAGUCGAGAUAUGGAGGAUGAGGUCCGAAGAAGAGGUGAUCAAGGUGCUGGCGAGGAAGAGACGGCGAGCUCGGGAGAAGGCUCUGGUCGAAGGAAAAGAGGAAGAUGCCUUGAAAGAUGUGGCCACCGCCCAAUUGACCGAUCUAUUUGUUCUGCAUGUCAUCGUCCGGCCGUCCGGCAAAGUUCGAUCAUGCGACUGGAUGAACGUCCGCUCUUCGAACGCCAUCCAACUAGCCGUUGCCACCCGAAAUAACCUAGUGGAAACGUUCUCAAUAUCCACGAAGGAGAAAUCAAAAAAAGGCAAGACGGAAGACGAGCCGAAUUACGAUCGCACGCAUUCCGUGGAUCUGCCGGGUCAUCGCGCAGAUGUGCGCGCGCUGACAUUAAGCUCGGACGAUCGCAUGCUCGCAUCGGCGUCGAAUGGUGGACUGAAGAUUUGGAAUGUCCAGACGCGAAAUUGUCUGCGGACGCUCGAGUGCGGAUACGCGCUUUGCGCCGCGUUCCUUCCUGGCGACAAGAUUGUGGUGGUGGGGACGAAAUCCGGCGAACUGGAGCUCUUCGACAUCGCCACGGCGACCCUGAUUGAGAGAUUCCAGGGCCAUGAAAACGCGGUCUGGACGUUGCAGGUGCACCCAGAUGGACGGUCACUGGUCACCGGGGGUGCCGAUAAAACCGCCAAAUUCUGGAACUUUGAAAUCGUGCAGGAGGAGAUCCCCGGCACUCGACGCACGACGCCGCGCCUUAAAUUAGUCCACAAACGAACGCUGAAGGUCAACGAUGACGUUCUGAGCGUCCGCUUCACACCCGAUGCCCGGUUACUGGCUGUCGCGACGCUGGACAACACCGUCAAAGUCUUCUUCGUCGAUUCCCUCAAGCUCUUCCUCACCCUCUACGGCCACAAGCUCCCCGUCCUCAAUAUGUCCAUCUCCUCCGAUAGCAAGAUCAUCGCCACCUGCAGCGCUGACAAGAACGUCCGCCUCUGGGGCCUCGACUUCGGCGACUGCCACAAGGCCUUCUUCGCGCACAACGACAGCAUCCUGAACGUCGCCUUCAUCCCGCACCCGGUCUCCAAGGAAGACGCCCACUUCUUCUUUAGCGCCAGCAAGGACCGCCUGAUCAAAACAUGGGACGGUGACAAGUUCGAGCACGUCCAGAAACUCGACGGCCACGCCGGCGAGAUCUGGGCCAUGGCCGUCAGCCGCACCGGCGACUUCCUCGUCACCGCCUCCCACGACAAGAGCCUCCGCAUCUGGUCCCAGUCCGACGAACCCAUCUUCCUCGAGGAAGAGCGCGAGAAGGAACUCGAGGACCUCUAUGAAUCCACCCUCGAGGCCAACCUCGCCGACGACGUCGACGGUGACGCUGGCGACAAAUCCGAGGUCGCGGCUGCGUCCAAACAGACCGUCGCGACGCUCACCGCCGGCGAGCGCAUCGCGGAGGCGCUCGAAUUGGGGUACGCGGACCUGCAGCUGGUGAACGAAUGGACGGCGCAGAAGGCCACGAACCCGAAGCUCGCGCCGCCGGCGCGCGACCCACUGUUCCUCGCGCUGAACCAAAUCUCGGCGGAGAAGCACGUGCUGAACACGAUCAUGCGGAUCCCGGCAGCGCAGCUGCAGGACGCGCUACUCGUGCUCCCGUUCGCGACGGUGGGGCCUUUGUUCACGUUCGUGGGGAUCUGGCUGCGGCGGCAGUGGGCGACGGGGAUAGCUUGCCGGGUGCUGUUCUUCAUGCUGCGGACGCAUCAGCGGCAGGUGGUGGCGAGUCGGGAGCUGAAGGGGAUGUUGGAGGCGAUGCGGGGGGAUUUGGGGCGGACGUUGGGGAUCGCGAAGGAUGUGAUGGGAUUUAAUCGGGCGGCGUUGGGGUUUGUGGCGGAGAGGGUGAGGGAAAAGGGGGAGCGGCGGAUUGAGGAUGUAGAGGCAGCGGAUGAGAGUAAGGGGAGGAGGAAGCGGGCGUUUGUGGACGUGGGGUGA